GCGGUUGCGUCCGGACGCCACGCGACGUCACGGGAGGGGGGCGGGGUUCUGGACGGGCUGGACGCCUGAACUGCGAGGCUCUGGCUGUUUACCCCCGCCCCCUCAGCCCUUCACACGCCCGCCCUCUUUCCUCUCUUCCCUCUUUCCCUCCUUCCCUCCCUCCCUUCGUCCCUCCCCCUUUCCUUCCCACAGCCCCUCCCCCUUCCUCCCUCCUCCCUCCCCUUCUCACACUCAAGGGGGAGGGAGCCUGGGGGGGGGGAAAGGAAAAAAAAAGUACGGGCUGGUGUCCCGGCGGCGGGGCUGGGCCCGUGAUUCCCUGGGGCAGGUCCGACCCGGGCGGCGGCGGCGGCGGCUCUGAGUCCGGAGGAGGGCGGCUGCGGAGGAGGAGGCGGCGGUCCGCAUUACAUGCAUCCAUUGCCGCUCUCCGCCGAGAUGGAUUUCAGUCAGAACAGCCUGUUCGGCUACAUCGAGGACCUGCAGGAGCUCACUAUCAUCGAGAGGCCGGUACGUCGGAGCCUCAAGACACCAGAAGAAAUAGAAAGACUAACAGUUGAUGAAGAACUCAAUGAUAUUGAAAGGGCUGUUUAUCUACUCAGUUCUGGUCAAGAUGUCCAAGGAACAAGUGUGGUUGCAAAUCUCCCCUUCCUGAUGCGACAGAAUCCUGCAGAGACACUUCGAAGGGUUUUACCAAAAGUCAGAGAAGUCCUGCAUGUUGCAGGGGUGGAAAUGCAAUUAACUGCUGCAGCUUCAUUUUUGACCAUUCUACAAGAGGAAUCAGUGCCGAUUCAAACUUAUUCCCACUCGUUCCUACACAUCAUUCUACAGCAUGUGGAGCACAGGGAUGCAGGUGUCAGUAAUGCUUGGCUGGAAACUCUUCUAUCAGUAAUAGAAUCGCUGCCAAAAGAAACCUUAAGACAUGAGAUUUUGAAUCCACUUGUUUCCAAGGCCCAGCUGUCCCAAACACUCCAGUCUCGUUUAGUUAGCUGUAAACUUUUAGGAAAAUUGUCCAACAAAUUUGAAGCCCAUAUCAUUAAAAGAGAAAUACUUCCUCUGGUGAAAUCCCUCUGCCAAGAUGUAGAAUAUGAAGUUCGAUCUUGCAUGUGUCGACAGUUAGACAUCAUAGCUCAAGGUAUAGGGACAGAACUAACCAAAAGUGUCGUGCUUCCUGAAUUAAUAGAACUAGCUAGAGAUGAGAGCAGCAGUGUGCGGCUUGCAGCAUUUGAAACUUUAGUUAAUCUGCUUGAAAUGUUUGAUGCAGAUGACAGAAGUCAAACUAUACUUCCCUUAGUAAAAUCAUUUUGCGAAAAAUCUUUCAAAACAGAUGAAACGAUUCUUCUUUCUUUAUCUUUACAUUUAGGGAAACUAUGCCACGGAUUGUAUGGAAUUUUAACUCCAGAUCAGCACUUGAGAUUCUUGGAGUUUUAUAAAAAACUCUGCACGUUGGGUUUACAACAGGAAAAUGGGCAUAAUGAUAAUCAGGUUCCACCUCCAAACCAAGAGCAGGAAAAGAGAUAUGCAUCAGUGCGAAAGAACUGUGCUUACAACUUUCCAGCCAUGAUUGUUUUUGUGGAUCCUAAGAACUUUCAUAUGGAACUUUAUCCUACCUUCUUCUGCCUUUGUCAUGAUCCUGAAGUGCCAGUCAGACACACUAUUGCUAUUUGCUUCUAUGAAGUGUCUAAGCUUCUUAGUUCUGGAGUAUAUUUAAUAUAUAAAGAACUAAUUGCACUAUUACAGGAUGACUCACUGGAGGUCUUAGAUGCACUUGUAGAUCAUCUUCCAGAAACCCUAGAACUUUUGACUACUGGUGGUGAAAGCAGUGUUCAAGAAAACAAGUUAUUGUCUGUACCUGACUUGAUUCCAGCUCUGACAGCAGCAGAACAGCGAGCAGCAGGCUCCUUAAAAUGGAGAACUCACGAAAAGAUACUGCAAAAAUAUGCCUGCCUGCCUCAUAUCAUAUCAAGUGAUCAGAUUUAUUACCGUUUUUUACACAGAAUGUUCACAAUCAUGAUGACAAAUAAUGUCUUACCUGUACAAAAGGCAGCAUCUCGAACUCUUUGCAUUUUUCUAAGAUAUAAUCGUAAACAAGACCAGAGACAUGAGAUCAUUCAGAAAUUAAUUGAACAAUUGGGCCAAGGAAAAAGCUACUGGUAUAGACUUCGAUUUUUGGACACCUGUGAAUUUAUUAUCGAGCUCUUUUCCAAAUCAUUUUUCUGUAAAUAUUUCUUUCUACCUGCUCUUGAGUUGACACAUGACCCAGUAGCAAAUGUGAGAAUGAAACUUUGCUACCUUUUGCCCAAAGUGAAAUCUACUCUCAAGAUUCCUGCGGACAAACAUUUACUUCAGCAGUUAGAACUGUGUGUAAGAAAACUUCUCUGUCAAGAAAAAGAUAAAGAUGUUCUGGCUAUUGUCAAACGAACUGUGUUAGAGUUGGACAGAAUGGAAAUGUCUAUGGAUGCUUUUCAGAAAAGGUUUUAUGAAAAAGAUUUAUUGGACCAGGAAAAAGAAAGAGAAGAGCUUCUUCUUUUGGAAAUGGAGCAGCUAGAAAAAGAGAAGCAGCAGAAUGAAGGAAGACCAAGCAGUGAUAAAAUCUUUGAAAAGAAACGUAGAGACAGUAAAACAUCAGCUGUUCUGCCGAAAACCAUUCCUAUGAGUGUUGCGGGAUCAUCUUCAUGCACCCCAUCUACAAGCAAAGAAAUCAAGAAAUCCAAAUUGGUAAGAAGCCAAUCCUUCAGUAGUCAAGCUCUUCACCCUAAAUAUGGCAACUUAGAAAAGUGUACUGGUAAAAAUUCUACAACAGGAUAUGCAGCUUCUGUCUCAGGGAUUGGAAAGUCUUCUGUGCUUUCAUAUACUGAUGAUUCAUUCCGGACUCGUAAUUCCAGUGGUAAUACAUCUCCUUAUUCUUCUAAUACCUCCUUACCAAGUACCUCCCGUAAUAUGACUAACUCAGUUGACCAAAAGAACAAUGGAACUAAAGAUACUCAGCCUCGAAAGGCUACCUUAAAAUCUAGAAAAUCAAAUCCUUAGAUCACCUGACAGACAAGGAAGAAAACCAAAGACAACUGGAGGUAAUGGGAUUGCUCAACAGAAGCAAGAGUGGCAGCUGGGACUUUUUAUGAAUGAAUUGGAGAGACUUCAUUGCAUCUGAUGUUGUUAAGCCUUCCAUAUUUGAAAUUAGAUUCCCUGGGUUGUAUAGUAUAUAUUUCUAUAAAUAAUGUAUUGGUUGCAGAAUUCCAAUGUUAUAGUGAAAUGUUGAAAUGCAACUUUAGGUAUGUGCUUUAACUACUGCCGCAAGAGAGACAAUUAUGCCUUUGUAGUGCAGGAUACCAGUGUCAUCUAUCAAUUGUUCUCAAUUACAGUUUUAGCGUUUUAGCAAAUUGCUAUGAAAGUCACAAUCAGCUGAAAUUGUCCUGGCUAUAUUAUCUAUUUGGGAAAUUAAUAGUAUAUUCAUAAAGAAUCUUCAAGUCCAUUGCAAAAGAAAUACUAAAGGAUGUACAAUUUCCUGCAAGGUCAUGCUGACACAAAUUUACAC
Molecule: messenger RNA, 3529 nt
Organism: Dromiciops gliroides (monito del monte)
Lineage: Eukaryota; Metazoa; Chordata; Mammalia; Microbiotheria; Microbiotheriidae
Gene: PPP4R4
Product: protein phosphatase 4 regulatory subunit 4
Exons: 25
Coding region: 406-3024 (872 amino acids)
Cellular component (GO): cytosol; protein serine/threonine phosphatase complex
Molecular function (GO): protein binding; protein phosphatase regulator activity
Source: RefSeq, a predicted model, not a curated record